GAGUAUCUUUGGCUAUAGCAUCUGAUUUAAAUAAUUAACGUGUCACAAUUGAAUGAUCAAAAUUAGAAUUUAAUUUUAAAACGCGUUUUUCAAACCUUAAACAUGGCAAGUUCUAUUCCAAAAAUUUUGCCAUUUUAUGCAUUGCUACUCUAUGUUCUCGGCAUACCACACGCCAGCGCAGAUUAUAGAGAAUUUUUGGAACAACUAAAACUGGAGAAAAUGUUUCACGUGAUGGGACCAAAAGAGCUCUUGUUAACAUUUUCGAACAAAACAAACAGAGGUUUAUUUUAUAAUGAAGCAUGUAAAGCGGAUAUUUUAGCUUACAAAAGUGGACUCGACAAGAAAGAAAUGUGGGCUUUGAGAAUGCUGGAUGCCUCAUCAAAAAUACCGCCAGGACUUUUGAUAGGAAAUUUUAUAGAAAUGGGCAUGUAUGAUGAGUGCAUGGAAGUUUAUGUAAAUAAAACUGGCAGCGAAAUUCGUGGUAACCACUGCACGUACGUUCUUCACUUGUCGUAUAAAAACAAAACUCUUCCCGUAAAUCCUUUAUUGUCAAUUUGCUUGCCGGUUUCCUGCCAGGAGAAAGAUUUGAGUAAUAUUAUACACAAAAGAAUGGAAAACACAGGAAGCUACCAAGCUUAUAACGUUACAUCAAUCGAAGUUCACUGUUCUGACGUACAUGUUCGAGACCCGACAGGCGCAAUUAUAACAGCCACUGUCAUUGUCUCUUUUUUUCUUUUUCUCGUAACUUGCACGAUUCUGGAUUGGCUCAAAAGAAAAGGAAUUCUUGGUAUUAAAAUUCCAAAAGUUUUGAGUGAGAUAUCUUUACUUAAGGGCGCUAUGGAUAUUUUUCAUAUGGAAGAUAACCCAGGUUCUAUAUCAGCACUUCAUGGAAUGCGAUUUUUAAGCACAUCCAUUAUAAUUUUUGGACAUGGUACUAUCAUUCGGGCAAGUAGCCUGCAUGCUAAUAAUAUAGACUUAGCUUACUUACCAACCUGGCAAAGUUUUAUAAUGGCGCCUCUAUAUUACUCAGUUGAUACCUUUUUAACAAUCAGCGGCUUUUUAGCAUCUUAUUCAUUUCUGAAAAAGCAUAUGGUUGGAAAAGAAAAUUUUAAUAUUGGACAAUACUAUUUACAUCGUUAUAUAAGAUUAAUGCCAGCAAUGGCAGCUCUUACUUUCACGUCAAUAUAUAUUAUCCCAUUUAUUGGAUCCGGACCAAAAUGGAGGAAAGCCACGAAGGAUAUAACGUCCGAUGUAUGUAGGGAAAAAUUGUGGACAGUCCUAUUGUUUGUGAAUAAUAUGGUGCAUAAAAAGAAAUAUUGUUUGGUACAUUUAUGGUCGACGGCUGUUGACAUGCAGCUCUUUUGGAUAUCCCCGCUCAUUUUAUAUCCAUUGGCUAAAAGACCGAUAAUAGGAUUAUGGAUUCUGGGGACCUUGUUCUUCGCUUCAGUGAUAACUCCUGCCAUAGUCCUUGCUGUGAAUCAGUUUCGAUUUUCUCUAAACUCAGUAGAACUAAGUUUCGCACACAAUCUAGAGAUGUUUGAAAAUCUAUAUACACAACCUCACACUAGAGCCAGUGCGUGGCUUAUAGGAAUAUUUCUUGGUUAUUUUACAAUUAUUGGACCCAAAGAACUGAAAAAGUCAACCAUUCUUGCUGGGUGGACCCUGACAGCAGCUGCUGCACUAUUUUGCUUUAUCGGAUUUUGGUCCUUAGUGCAGGUAAAUUAUGAAUAUGAUGUUGCCUAUGAAGCGUUUUUUGGCGCAUUAUCGCGUCCGAUUUGGUCUGUUGGUAUUGCCUGGAUUAUUUUCACAUCUAUUCACGGUUAUGGAGGAUACGUAAACAAGUUUUUAUCCUUGCCUAUCUUCUUUCCACUAAGCAGAUUAUCUUUUUGUCUAUACUUGGUUCAUAUAAUGGUACAAUUGACAAAUAGCCAGAUUGCUAGGACGCCUUCAUACUACAUAAUAUUUCAACAAGUUACUGCCUUCACCGUCGAUUUAGUUUUAUCCUUAACGGUUGCCUUCUUCAUUUGCAUUGUAUUCGAAAUCCCAGCGAAAAUUUUGGAAAUGUUUCUACUAAGAAAAAAAACUAUGAAUCAGAAGUCAAAGAAAGAGAAGAGAGAACGAAUAAAAAAAGACUGAAAAACCCAUAGUGACUCCCAAAGAUCAAAUUUUCACUAAAAAAGGGGCUUCACGAAAUUGUUAUGUACCUCGAUUAUAAGCGAUAUAGUACUCUAUAUAAUACUUUCAGCCCACGUCAAGAAUAGCACAGGCCGACAAAAUUUCAAAAACGCAAAAACCUAGAAAGACAACCAUACCUACCUGAAGGUUUUUGGUGCACUAGAUCCAAAUCUAGCCUCAGAAAUGUUCCAUCACCCUAGGUUUCCGAAAUAUCUUAAACUAAAAGUGCGAAAAACGCGGUUCUUCGCUAUAUUUGAGAAUUUUUCUCAAAGUGAAUAAAUUUGUUUCUAAAAACUAAUGACGGUAUUGGAAGCUACUACUCUUACACUUGAAAGUAGUAAGAGUAGUAGUUUUUAAUACCGUCAUUGGUUUUUAGAAAAGAAAUUUAUUCACGUUGAGACAAAAUCUCAAAUAUAGCGAAAAACCGCGUUUUUCGCACUUUUAGAUUAGGAUAUCUCGAAAACCUAGGGUGAUGGAUCAUUUCUGAGGUUUUUUUCUUUAUCGGCCUGUGUAAUCGAUACAAUGUACACCCGCUUUUAGCAGGCAUCUGUGCAUUAGAUUCUUGCAGCAUGUGUAACUAGUAGAAGGUUCUGGAAGCGCUAAUCCAUACAAACCUAUAAAAACCGCCCCUUCGGAUCGGCUGGAGAAUUCUCGUCACCGGCUUGUCCGAAACACACUGUAACCUGUUGCUCUUAAAUAUACUUAUAUUAUAUCUAUUUGAAGUGGUUAAUACUUCUGCCGAUCCUGACCUAUUUGGUUAAUGGUUCCAUCUUGUUUAUUAGAACUAAGAACUAAUCAAACCCAUGGCCUUGUCUCGCGACUGUGAGUUAAAUGAUCUCCUGGCACGACAACAUUUUGACGACAGCCAGCUCUAGGGGCUUAGGAGUAACCUGGUACAAUGAUAGCAGAGCUCAAGUAAAUUCACCUCUAUUUAAGAAGGCCCCGACUAUAAAUUGAAGCGGGACUGAUUGAUCUAAGCAGGUCGAUUACUGUUAAAGCAUCACUGAUUGAUUUGAGCGGGUCGAAUUUGAUUUUUACCCAAUUCGACCAGUCCAUCCUAGUGAAAUGGCGUAUUGUUUUCGGACUUAGAGCUUCAGUACAGGGGUGAAUUUUUUUAUAAUGGUUUGUUUUCAUAUUCAGAAAUGGUUUCGUUAGCUUUAAAUUCCAGCAUGGUGAUAUAUAACCUUAAGCUAAGCCGACGCGACGGGUGAAGCAGUCCAGCAUGUCGUCGACCUUCAGUGACCUUUUGUGUCACAAUCAGAGCACCAUGAUAAACUCGUAGAAUGUCAAUUUAAUUUCAGUCGUGUGGUUGACAUAAUUUAAUUGUUAACUGUAAAGUUUAGCCACUCUCAAUAUAAGACCUUUAUCGUAAGUCAUAGGGCUAUUAAAUGACAUCGCAGUUACUAUCGCGGAUAAAUUGAUAGAAUGUAUUUGAAUUUCAGUCGUUUUGUCUACAUAAUUUAAUUGGUAACUAUUAAGCUUAGCCACCGUCAAUAUAAAGCCAUAGUUUUUAAAUCGUUGGGCGAAUAAGAAACGCCUUAAAAUGUGACCGUUAUAAAAUCGGAUCGACAACCGAUAUGUUAAAUGAUCGGUAUUGUCAAGGUACCUAGACACAAGUAUGAGCAUGUUACUCAACUCAUAUUUUGUGAAAUAAUUAGUAUGAUUGUUAUCUUACAGGGAUAUUUUUUUAAUAUGAAGCUGCAAUGAGUGUAAAUAAAAAAUAGAUGUGUUUGUCAUCCGUAUUCGUUUCUUUCCUUGUUGUAAAGGAUCUAGCACCCUUCAGGCAAAAACUUAAAAAUCAUUCAAAAACUAAAAAUCACUACUUGCAAUUUAAACAAAAUGAAUUCCGAAUUGGCUUAGGCUUGGCUAAUGCGACAUUUGACUAAAAUUUAUUGGCUAUGAAUAAACCAUUAGGAUAUUAAAUAAAAAUAAUCAACACUAAUUGGCUGAGAUUUCAGCCAACAGUCAUCGGAGAAAUGUAAAAGUAUGUAUAAGUUCUGCAACUAUACAACUAUAUCGCUAUAUUACCGUCGAAUCGCACGCACGACGCUGGGAGUAUAGCUUUGAAUCGUCUGUAUAUACUUACCAGUAGAGUGUAUCAUCGCUUGUGAGAAAUAACUAACA
Messenger RNA from Belonocnema kinseyi, 4299 nucleotides. RefSeq names its product nose resistant to fluoxetine protein 6-like. The transcript has 10 exons. Gene Ontology annotation, molecular function: acyltransferase activity, transferring groups other than amino-acyl groups. Lineage: Eukaryota; Metazoa; Arthropoda; Insecta; Hymenoptera; Cynipidae. Bases 103 to 2136 code for a protein of 677 amino acids. The record is from RefSeq and is a predicted model, not a curated record.